Chinchilla lanigera (long-tailed chinchilla) is the source of this 2052-nucleotide messenger RNA. RefSeq names its product putative RNA-binding protein 15B. Gene Ontology annotation, cellular component: nucleus. Lineage: Eukaryota; Metazoa; Chordata; Mammalia; Rodentia; Chinchillidae. Gene Ontology annotation, molecular function: mRNA binding. The record is from RefSeq and is a predicted model, not a curated record. The transcript has 2 exons. Bases 1 to 1767 code for a protein of 588 amino acids. Gene Ontology annotation, biological process: regulation of alternative mRNA splicing, via spliceosome.
AUGAGAGGGACAGGCGCCUCGCUCCCAGGACGCUGUCCCCGCCGCCGCUGGCCUCGCCGUCCUCACAGGCCCAGCCGCCUGCAGCGAGCCCGCGGUCGCGGCUCUGCCCGAGUGCCGGACUCUCCGCAGCAGCCGCGCCCCGCACGGCCCGCACAGCACAACCUGUUCGUCGGACACCCGGGCCACAUGGUGUCCGAGCGGGAGCUGCGCCGGGCGUGCGGGAAGUUCGGCGUCGUCGAGGAAGGGGACGGCACGACGCCUGCCCGAGGGCAGGGUGCGGCCCGCGCCUUCCUGUUCCGGAGCCUGGACAUGGCCCACCGAGCGCAGGCGGCCGCGGCGGGCCGCGGGAUCGGCAGGAGCCCCGAGGAGAGCGGGCACGGCAGGGCCAGCCCCACCACGCGCCUCCGGGUGGGCGGCCUGGGACCCGGCACCUCCCUGGCCGCCCUGGCCCGCGAGUUCGACCGCUUUGGAAUCAUUCGGAGCAUUGACCACGUCAAGGGAGAUAACUUCGCCUACAUCCAGUACGAGAGCCUGGACGCAGCCCGGGUCGCCUGUGCAAAGAUGAGGGGCUUUCCUUUGGGGGGGCCACGCCGCAGGCUCCGGGUGGAUUUCGCCAAGGCGGAGGAGACGCGGUACCCCCCGCGGUACCCACCCGCACCCCUCCCGGUGGAUUAUGAGCUUCUCGCGGAUGGGUGUACCCGGCGCCCAGCCCUGGAUGCGGACCUGCGGGCGCAAGAUAAGACCCACCCGUACCUGCACUUAGAGCGGGACCGGACCUUUUUGGAAGGGGACUGGACCGGCCCCAGGAAGGGUGCGGACUGCAGACCCAGCCUGGGGGGCCCGGGCGGCUCGGUGCGCAGCCGCAGUGGGGAGCGCUGGGCCGGGGACCGGGCGCGAGGCCUGUCCAAGCCCUGGGAAGACCGGCCGGAGGACAGCCGCGGGAGGACAGCCCCCUGUGCUUACAAGGAGGGGAGCUGGACCCAGGGCUUUGGGCAGCAGUAUGACUGCGAGGGGAGCCACGCUGGCGCAGGGGCCACGGAGUCAGGCAGCGCCUCCCUCAGCGGCGGACGUGGGGCUGCGGAGUGGGGCCACCACCUCCACCGCGAAGCCCCAGAGUCUUUCUACCGGAAGAAGACACGAGAGAGAGAGUGCAGUUAUGGGACCCCUGAGGCAGAGCCCCAGCCUCAGGAAGAAUCAAAACAGGAGCCCAAAAAGCUGAAGACUCUUUCAGAGUACGCUCAGACGCUGCAGCUGGGUUGGCAGGGGCUUCUAGUGCUGAAAAACAGCUGCUUCCCGAUAUCUCUGUAUGUCCUAGAGGGGGACCAGGGAGUUAUCAGUGGACUCCUCAGAGACCAGACUUCCGGGAGCAGGCUGACCCAGCUGAGGAUGACACAGCGCCUUCGACUGGACCAGCCCAAGUUCGACGAGGUCACGCGACGCAUCGGGCGGGGGAGAGCCCGUGGCUACGCCGUGCUUCUAGCCACACAGUCGGUCUCCAGCGGGCCUGGCACCGAGGGGAUGCCCGCCGUGGAGCCAGGCCUGCAGAGGCGACUUCUCAGGAACUUGGUCUCUUACUUGAAGGGGAAGCAGGCUGCAGGGGUGAUCAGCCUGCCUGUGGGUGGGCCCAAGGGCAGGCCCUGCGAGGGCAUGCUCUACGCCUUCCCGCCCUGCCACUUCUCAGAGCAGUACCUGCAGUCGGCCCUGCAGACCCUGGGCAAGCUGGAAGAGGAACACAUGCUGGUCGUGAUAGUGACAGGCUCAGCCUAGCCCUGAGCUGCCUUUUCCAGCCCCGGGUCUGUGUCACAAAAGCAGUUACUUUAAAAUCGGGUUCCUUUUGGCCUGUUAGUCUGGCUGUUAAUCUGUAUAUAUGUCCAUUAAUUUUAUAAGGAAUUAGAAAAUAAGUAAAUGAAUCUGAGGCUAGCAAAAAAAGGGGGGAAGGGAAAGAGGAGGAACCAAUCGAGAUGUGUUAGGUACAAUUCCCCACCGUCAAUGUAAUUUUGUACUGCAAACAUGUACUAAGAAAAAUUUUUUAAAAAUCUGCUUCCUUCUCUA